Apodemus sylvaticus (European woodmouse) is the source of this 3455-nucleotide messenger RNA. It is a transcript of the gene Pheta2, whose product is annotated as PH domain containing endocytic trafficking adaptor 2. Gene Ontology annotation, cellular component: trans-Golgi network; early endosome; recycling endosome. Gene Ontology annotation, biological process: receptor recycling; endosome organization; retrograde transport, endosome to Golgi. NCBI's taxonomy places the organism in Eukaryota, Metazoa, Chordata, Mammalia, Rodentia, Muridae. The transcript is spliced from 3 exons. The coding region runs from base 693 to 1460 and encodes 255 amino acids. The record is from RefSeq and is a predicted model, not a curated record.
UCAGAAUGUAGGGUAUGCUUGUCUACACUGGGAGGUGAGGGAGGGGACCUCCGAGCUGACAGCUAAGACCUAAAUGUCCAGGAGCUCUAAGCGGGUAGGGUGAGAGGGAAGGGCCGUCUGGGCUUCAGGAACUGCAAGGCAGGGGCUGAGGUGGGAACCCGCAAAGCCCUUGGUUCGGCAUUUGAACACACUUGCCUUCGGGGCGACGACGGGGGAUCCUGGUCUCCUGCCUUAGUGCUCUCCCCGCAGUCUUCCCUGCAAGUCUGUGGACAGACUCCAGGCUCUCUGGAAACCAUGUGGCUGAACUGUGUGGUUAGAUAAGAGGCCACCCUGUCCCCUUUUGUGGACUCCGCUGAUAAGUGUGUCACCAGCAAGACCCCACCUAGAAGGUCUAAGACCAAGCCCUGACUCUUCAUCAUAUGACCCUUGCCAGAUCAGCUGUAUAGGAACCUUGGAGCACAGAAUUUACUGGCUUUUUUGAUGUCCAGGUUCUUUUUAAAAAUUUUUUUUUUUUUUGGUGACCCUUAUGUGACUUUUGAGAUGAAAGGCAUGGAAGAUUAGUCCUUCAGCUGAAGUCUGAGAGCUGCAGGAACACGCUCGGUAGGAGCCCCAGGACUGGGCUGCAGUCUUCCGAGCUGGCUCCUGCCCUGCCGGUGCUGCCAUCUCUCUACCUCGCCAUUCUCGUGGGAGCCAUGAAGCUGAACAAGAGGACUGUGGCCCACUAUGCGCUGAGUGACUCCCCAGCAGACCGCACUGGCUUCCUGCGCAGUUGGGGAGGACCAGGCUCCCCACCCACUCCCAGUGGCACUGGCCGAAGAUACUGGUUUGUUCUCAAGGGCAAUCUGCUGUUCUCUUUCGAGAGUAGAGAGAGCCGGGUCCCACUGAGUCUCGUGGUAUUGGAAGGCUGCACAGUGGAGCUGGCCGAGGCUCCUGUACCCGAGGAAUUUGCCUUCGCCAUUCGCUUUGAUGCCCCUGGAGUACGCCCACACCUGCUGGCAGCAGAUGGCCAGGUUGCCCAAGAGGCCUGGGUGAAGGCACUGUCUCGAGCCAGCUUUGGCUACAUGCGACUUGUGGUACGAGAAUUGGAGAACCAGUUGCAGGAUGCCCGUCAGAGCCUGGCCUUGCAUCGCUGUGGGUCACAGAGGGCUGUUGCCAGUUGCAGUCAAUCUCAGGCUCCUGAGCACCGGGCUCCAGGCCCUGAGAAUGGCCACUUUCUCCCCAGGGAUGGCAAUUCCAUUGGUACUGUGGAAGAAAGGGGGAUCCGGCCAAUAGGUCGGGAUUUGACGGAGUGGGAGUUACAGAGCCCUGCUAGUCUCCUCCUAAGCAUGGGACAGAGCCCCGUGUCCCCUGAGACCUCCUGUUUCUCCACCCUGCAUGACUGGUAUGGGAAGGAGAUCAUGGAGCUGAGGCGAGGCUGGCAGCAAAGGGCCAAGGGGAGUCAGCCAGAGAGCAAGCCAUAGAAUAGGCCCUGAGCCAGGGCCCUGUAAGCUAUGGCCCUGUCCUGCUGGCCAGGAUGCUGGGGUCAGAACUUCAGGGGUUAAAUAUUUACUCAUUUACCAGGUUGCUGUGUGUGUGUGUGUGUGUGUGUGUAUGUUUGUGUGUGUGUGUGUGUCCGUGUGUCCCUCCUGCUCUGUAGACUUUCUCCAAUUUCCAGAUCCUCCCUUCACACUGAGGUCAACUGAAGAAUCUUGACUUCCUAUUUCCUGAGGUCUAGAACGGCCAGGUGGCUGAUGGGAAGAUAAUGUAAUGCAGGAAGGGAGCUGUGCUCUCCUGCCUCUGCAGGACACUCUAGCCAUAACGUCCAACACAAGAAGUCUUGGGCAUCUCAAUGCCAGAAGUGACAGGAAGUGGCUUGAAGAUUGACAUCGAUGUGUCUUGGGCAGGGCUCUUUGAAGGAGAAGGUCUUUGGGUCCUAAAGAGGGAUUUCUCCUCUCUCCAGGUUCCCUGUCAGUGUACAGUGCUGGAUGUUGCCAGCAGUGAGGCAGGCAGCCUUUUAUACAGGAGAAACGCUCCCUGACCUGUUGUAAUGGUCACUUGUAGGGACUCUUGUUACCUAUCCUGCUUGUUCCUAAGGCUUGUCUGCCGAGGGCAGCCCUCAUAGCUACUCUGUCCUGUACUGUGCAAAGUAUCUUUUUCUUUUGUUCUAGGGCCAAAUGGCUGGGUCUACAGAGCCAGAAGCCAGGCCCACCUGUCUCCUUUGUAUAGAUGUAGUGACAGGGGCUGUGCCUCUUCCUGACCUCCCUCCUUUCCCUAUCUGGGGCCUUGGGACACCCUGACCAAAACCCAUCAAGGCCUAAAGGCAGAACUUUGCUGCCAGGAAACUGAGUUUCAUGGUCUCUCUCUGGCCAGGGCUAAUUCCUGUGAUGCUAGCCAUGUUUCUCAAGACUGCUUAUAACACCAUACCCAGCUGCCCUCCCACACCCCCAAACACCCCCCUCCCCCAUUGUACACACAGCUACCACAGGCCUUUGCUAAUUUUCUUGUCACAGUAGUUAGUGUUUGGUCUUUCAACAGUUUCCGUUUUUGGAGACCAGGUCUUUGUGUCCCAUGCAGGUCUGGGACUCCUCCUUAGCUUUGCAAGUGCUGGGAGGAUAGAUAGUAGCACCUUGGUUUUGGUGUUUGUUUUGCAUCAGGACCUGGCAGGAAGGCCUACUAGCCUCCCCUUGCCCCUUCCCUUUCUAACAAGAACAGUGGAGUUCACAGGGUUGGUAACAAAGAGGUAGGGGAGGAUCAGGAGUUCAAGGGCAUCCUGGACUACACCGUGAAUUCUUGGCUAUGGACUAUGUGUGAGACCUUCUCAGAAAAUUAUUCAUUUUGGUUAUUAUAAUCAGUGUGUUUACAAAUGAAGAAUCAGGUUGUCAGAACUGCAAAGCCUGCGUCUGAGGCUAGCAAUUGAGUCCAAGAACCUGGGUUGGUGGUAUAACCUCUAUCAGGCCAAUGCCUCUAGUUGCUUGUUCCCUAGACCUGUAUGGGAAGCCCACUGUUCACUGCACUUGUUGUACCAAUGUUCACAGAAACCAUGGACAACCAUGGGCUAUUGUUAACUUCUUCUUCUUUUUUUUCUUUUCUUUUUUUUUUUUUUUUUUUUUUUUCGGUGCUAUGUAGCUCUGGCUACUCCGGAACUUACUAUGUAGAUCAGAUUGGAUAUAAACAUAGAGAUCCUCCUGCCUCUGCAUCCCAAGUGGUGAAGUGUGCUAUCACUUUGCCCAGCUCUUCUUUUUUUUGGGGGGGGGGGAGGGAGGGUGGUGUUUCGAGACAGGGUUUCUUUGGGCUGUCCUGGAACUCACUCUGUAGACCAGGCUAGCCUCUGCCUCCCAAGUGCUGGGAUUAAAGGCGUGCACCACCUCUGUCCGGCUCGCCCAGGUUUUUCUUAACUUUUUAUUGUUAGUUUUUUUUUUUUUUUGGUUUGUUUUUGUUUUAAUAAAUCCAGAUACCAAGUAAAGUUUUUCAUUUCA